Messenger RNA from Dimorphilus gyrociliatus, 1318 nucleotides. The record is from the annotation of a GenBank genome assembly. NCBI's taxonomy places the organism in Eukaryota, Metazoa, Annelida, Polychaeta, Dinophilidae.
ACUAUGAAAAUAAACGCGGCAACACCAGAGCGCGGAACUUAGAAGGGGUCAGGAGGGAUGGAAAUGUAGUCGAAAAUACACGUAAUAUCUUGUUUGAUAAAAGGAUUUGAUCGACAUACCAUAGGCUGGGUACAUAAGAUGCAAACAUCAUACGAAAGGAAGGAAAAACUAGGGGAAGGGACCUAUGGAGUUGUCUAUAAGGCAAUUAACUCAUUAACCGGAGAGUGCGUGGCUCUAAAGCGAAUCGACUAUAACAAAAAUGGGGAAAGAGAAGGUGUUCCUAGCACAGCUUUACGAGAGGUGAACAUGCUGAAGCAGCUCGAGCAUGACAAUGUUGUUAAAUUGUUAAAUGUUUUUUGCGAUACACCUCAGCAAGGGUCAAAUUCAACUUACAAACUUUAUUUGGUUUUUGAAUUUUGUGACAUGGAUUUAAAGAAGUUAAUGGAACAAAAUGGCGGAUUAGAUUAUGAGUUAACAAAGAGUUACAUGAAACAAUUACUGGACGGUAUGGCUUUUUGUCAUGGUAGAAAAAUACUGCACAGGGAUCUAAAACCUCAAAACCUACUAGUAACUUCUGAUGGUAAAAUAAAGAUUGCUGACUUUGGACUAGCUAGAAUGAUACAAAUUCCUUCAAGAAAAUACACCCAUGAGGUAAUAACGCUUUGGUAUAGAUCGCCAGAAAUUCUUUUAGGAACAGAUUUUUAUUGUCCGUCGGUUGAUAUAUGGAGCUUAGGAUGUAUUUUUGCCGAAAUGCCUACCGGCAAACCCCUUUUUCCUGCUGAUUCAGAAAUUGAUCAAUUGAUGAGAAUAUUUAGAACAUUAGGCACUCCUAAUGAAGAUAUUUGGCCGGGUGUUACUAAUCUUCCAGAUUUUCAAACUAGAUUUCCACAAUUUAAAGUUCAAGAAAUUAACAUUCAGGGAUUAGACAAUGAUGGCAUGGAUUUAUUUCGCAAAAUGAUCAUCUAUGAUCCAUCAAAACGAUGGAGCGCAAUUAUGUGCCUAAAGCAUGAAUAUUUAAAUAAUGUCAAUCUUGACGUUAAACCAGUUUUUAGAAAAGUAGAAAAGGAUAAGUCAAAUAUGGUAAAAAAUUUAAGUAGCAUGUUUUAAAGAUUUUUUAUGUGUUCGUCUCUUAUGUGUUCAUUUGAAAAGGUCUUGCGUAGUAUCUUGUGAUUACGUCUAUAAACCAUUUAUAUACUAUUUAUUAUUUAAAAUGGAUUUAAAAAAAUACAAUACAUAGUAACUGUAAAUUAAUCAUUUGUCUUGUUAAUAUCAUUUAGUACACUUGUUUAACAAGUUACUUCUUUUUAAUGGAAUAUGC